AUGCAAUCAAGCUCUUAAAGAAAUCUUUUAUUAACUAGUCCUAUUAAGUAUUAGAAUUCCAUUAAAUAUAACUAAACUCCAGAUGAAACAGGAAAAUAGAAAUAAUACUUUAUUAAGGAUAAGGAAGCAAUGUUUGAAGAAAUUCAAUCUCUCAAAUAAAGCAAAAAUCAGUUGUUUAUCAAUAUUAAGAAACUUUAAGCUUAAGUUCAAUAUUACAAGAAAGAAGCUAUGUACAAAGAAGAUAGUAGUCCCCUUAAAAGUUCAUCCAGAUUCAAACAAUUAUAUUAAGAGAGAAUUGCUAAUCUAGAGGUUUUUAUAAAUAAAAUUCUAAGCAAGAAAAUUCUAAAUUGCAUCUACAAUUAGAAGAAAUAUAAACGUUUGUGAACUAACUCAAAAAUCCAUUAAGUUAAUCUAAUUUAGAACUAUUUUCAUUGUAGUUACAAAAUGAUAAUCAACAAUUAACUUAAUUAGUAUAAGAUAAAUAAAAUGAAAAUGAUGAACUGAAAGUAUUAUUAUUUAUUAUUCUAAGAAAGUAAACAAUAAAUUAACCAUCAAAUUUAAUGCUUCAUUAAUUCAACAAAAUAAACUCAAAGCACUUAAUAAUUAAUUAUUAUCAGAAAUUAAUGAUUUAAAGAAAAAACAACAUCUUUUUGAAAGUCGGAUUUCUUAAAAAGAAAUUCCUAGAGUAGAUGAAAAAAUUUUAAUUGAAUUAGAGUAAACGAAAUUAGAAAUUAGAAAAUUUUAGCAACAAUUAAAACAAUAAGAAUAAUUAUUUGCUAAUUAAUUAUAAUUAGAAUAAGAUAAGAUAGAGAAGUUAGAAAAAAGAAAUAAAGAACUUUAAAAAAAUAUUACAAUGUUAGAAAAUAUGUAUGAAUAAGAAAAAGUCAAUUAUUAAUAAUUAUAAUAAUCUUAAAAGUUUAUAAGAAGAACUGUUAUUCUGAAAUCUAUUUAACCAGAAGAGCCAGAAAAAUAUAUUGAAUAAGAAACUAAACUUAGAAGAUUAGGUUAAAUUGAAAAAAGUGAAGUUUUACCAAUUGCAAAGAAAAUUAGAUUAAAUUUAAUAGCCUAAUAAAUUUCUUUGAAAUAAGUGGAAGAAUAUCUUCUUACUAAUGAGACUUUAACUUUAUAAUAAUUAGAAGAGAAUUUAAGUCAUAAUGUUUUUGGAUUAAUGGAAGACGAAGAAAUUUCCUAAUUAGCUACAUAUUUGGCAGAUCUUGAAAAUGAUGAAAUUGAAACUUCAGCUUUAAGGGUUAAAAGUAUAUUUAAGAAUUUAAUGGAUAAUUAUACUAUAUUGAGUAACAACUAAUUAUAAGCAAUCAAUUAGAGUAUUUAAAAUAAACGAAGUUAAAUAAAUGAAUAUUUAACAAAGAAAUAUCCAUAAAUAUUUACAAGUGGAUAUAUUAAUAUUAAUGUAAGAUUAUAAAUAAUUAUAAAGUAAUAUUUGGAUACCUUAUAGAAUCUAGAAAUUUAAUUAAACAAAAAUGAAAUUGAUCAUUUAAUUGCUUUGAUUACUAAAUACAAUAGAUAACCAAGAGUAUUAUUAUAAUAAAUUCAUGCUCCUUUUUUUAUUUGUAAUGAGCCUAAUUCUGAUGAUGAUGAUUCAACAUUUAAUUAACCUGCACCGUAAUUACAUAAUCCUAUGUAAUUUUCAGAAGAUGAAGAAUAAUUGAGUGUUCUAGACAUAAAGAUGUGUAAUUCAUAAGAGUUAAGAAAAAAGAGUCAUACUGAACUACCUUAAUUUUGA
Paramecium sonneborni is the source of this 1744-nucleotide messenger RNA. The record is from the annotation of a GenBank genome assembly. NCBI's taxonomy places the organism in Eukaryota, Ciliophora, Oligohymenophorea, Peniculida, Parameciidae.